Dromiciops gliroides (monito del monte) is the source of this 4849-nucleotide messenger RNA. Its product is annotated as helicase with zinc finger domain 2-like. Gene Ontology annotation, biological process: regulatory ncRNA-mediated post-transcriptional gene silencing. Lineage: Eukaryota; Metazoa; Chordata; Mammalia; Microbiotheria; Microbiotheriidae. The record is from RefSeq and is a predicted model, not a curated record. The transcript has 9 exons. Gene Ontology annotation, cellular component: P granule; cytosol. Bases 1 to 4092 code for a protein of 1363 amino acids. Gene Ontology annotation, molecular function: helicase activity.
AUGGACCAAGACUAUGUGUACAGAGGGGGCAAGGGUGGGCCAUCAUGCCUUGGAACAAACAUCACUUUGGGUCUUUUCACUGAAGGGAAGCUCCUGACACUGUCACCCUUGGAAAAGAAAGACUUGGUUAGUGAUUAUGCUCCCCUGGGGGUUUUGAAUUUGGGAAAGAAACUGAUCUUGAAGACCAGUUACCUUAAUGACCUUGCUCCAUUGCUGCCAACUGACCUAAUGUUUCUGGAGUAUAAAGGAGUUUUACCUGGAAUCUCUGGCUAUUUCAUUGCCAGCUCCACCAUCCUGGGGCAAGCGGUGCUGUCCAGGCAAAAGGUGCUUCUGGAUGAGCUGCAGAGCCAGUUGGAGCUUCUCGUUGGCUGCUCAGUCUGUACCAAGCCAUUGGAUAACACCACCUAUGUAUGGCAUAUCAUAGAUCACCAUUGUCCUGGUGAGAUCCUCCUUGCAAGAGCCAAGGGAACUCCUCCAUACCAAGGGUGGAGGAAGGUUCGACGUAGGCCCAUCUUCCCCAAGCCCAGACACUAUGAAGAGUGCCACUACUACAGACGUGAGACAGGCUGCAGGAGACAUAACCAGUGCACAUUUGCCAGCAGUCCAGAGGAAGCAGUGGUCUGGACUUUUGAGAGGCAGAACUACAUUCCCAGAUUAUGGCUAAAAGCUGAAGUAAAGAACAGCUUGUACCACUGGACCCCCAGGAGCCAGAGAACAGUUGAGAAAAUUUGGGCAGAAUUUGGAGGCUAUUUUCAGGAAAUCUGUAAGGCCUGCUUUGAGAACUGCCCUCCACGAGUGACCCACUGGGGUCCAAACCGGGUGUGCCCAGAGCAUUGCUCUUCUGGCUGCAUUCUGGUACAUGUAACGAGUGAGGACCAGCUAGUGGAGAUCAGGCCUAAGCCCCUGAGAAGAGGUCUCUUACUAGAAUAUUGUAUGGUUGUGUCUCGAGGACAGCCGUGUCAGCAGGGGGCUGCCAACUGUAGCUAUGCUCAUAGCCAUGUAGAGAUGGCAGUGUGGGAAGCUGAGGCUAGUGACUACUUGUCUCGACCUGACUUGAUUCGAGCCACAUUGGAGUCUGGAGGAAGGACCAGGGCCAGUGGAGUGGAUGGCAGUGGUGAUGGGAGUCCAGAUUCUUCAGCCCAGAUCCAACUGUCCUGCCAGGCCUGCCAUGUGACCUUGGGCUCUCAAGAGAAUUUCAAGAAUCACUGCUCCUCCCAAGAGCACAAACUGAGAGUAUCCUAUGCCCAGGGGGCCCUAUGGGAGCAUCGACCCCCCAGCAUCACAGUCAGUGAAUUCAAACUGUGCCCCAGACAGGGUAGAUGUCCCUACAGAGAUGGAUGCACCAAAGCACACUCUCUAGGAGAGCUGCAGGAAUGGAUUCUUCGGGCACUGACCAUGCAGAUGACAGAAGACUCAGCCUGGAAGCAUGGACUCCUCUUCUUCCAGGACCAGUUUUUCCGUGAACACCCAGACAGUGGCAAUGAAGUGCUGGUGAGAUCUAGGUCUGUACGUGACAUAACCAUUCACUAUGGCCAGCCCUUACAGUGCCAGGAAGAGGACAAGAAAUCACACCGCCGUUGGAAAUUUAUCAUCCAUUCCAAGGGCCAACGACCACUGAAAUCUGUAGCCCUCCUCAAACAGCAUAUGGGAGCAAUGUUCUCCUUGGUGGGUCCUGGGCUUCCACCAGGACAGUUUUGUGCCCAAGGCUCAAGGUUCCGGGUGCAUGAUGCUGCAGUGAUGACCUUCCAUGUGGAGGUACAUGUGGAGUGUAUCGCCACUGGCAGUUACGAUCAGUGGGUGGCCUUUGACUUUGGACGACGGCCUGUCCUAAUACAGAAGCUACACGUGCAGGUAGGCCAGAAGGAGGUCCCUGAAAUGCUGCCCACCUGUAUCCAAGACCACGGUUGUCUACUGAAGAUGAUCCACUGGCAUAGUGGGACUCGUUGUGUGGUGCCCAGUGUAGCCAGGACAGCUGAGGAGGUGAACCUACUAGCCAAAUACAAUGUGAGCUCCCAAGAAAUGAACAACUACAAGUCGAUGGCUUCGACCCAGAUCCCUAUAACUCUGGCCAACUAUCGGGACAGGAUGCACCAAUUCUUGUAUGUGGAGGAGGAGGCUCAGCAACAGCUGAUGGACAGACUGAACCUUCAGGUGGAAGGCAGAUUGUCCUCCAAGGUGCAGACCUCAGCAAUGGGCAUGAAGUUUGAAGCACAAGAGAAAUCACUUGUCACAGGACGAAUUCCUUGCUCCCUGACACUGGACACAGACCAGGGCUCCUUGCUAAGCAGGGCCAUUAGCACUGCUUAUGUGGCACCUAUCCCUGCCCCUGACAACUGUGUAUAUGAAGUUCAGGUGAAGGUCAAGACCACUUUGGAGCAAAAUGUGUGGCUCCUACUGCCAAGCCACUGCUGUUCUGCUUUGGGACUUAAGGAUGGAGAUUCUCAGCUUAUGGAAAUCCAGUUUCAAAUUGACAGAAUAGUCUUUGGGAGGUGGCAUCAAGCCAUCGACACACUCCAUGAUGUGAGAGUGGUGUUACCUGACAUAGCUGCCUGCUCUCUGCCUUCUUUGACUCUGCCUACCCAGGAUAUCAUCUGUAAUGUAAAACAGAAGCAGGCCAUCUCCUACAUCACAGGCACAGCCAGUGGGAAGAGACAAGUGCCUCCACUGCUCAUUUACGGCCCAUUUGGGACAGGCAAGACAUAUACACUAGCCUGGGCCUCGCUGGAGGUGAUCAAACAGCCAAAUACCAAGGUGUUGAUCUGUACCCACACCGAGAGUGCUGCUGAUGUUUACAUCCGGGAGUACUUUCAUGCCUAUGUCACAGCUGGACACCCUGAGGUCAUGCCCCUGAGGGUCAAGCUCACUGAGGACUUCCAUGAGACAGACCCAGCCGCACUGCAGUACUGCUGCCUCUCAGAAGACAGGUGUUCCUUCCGCUUCCCAACACAGGAUGAGCUUGAGCAGCACCCCAUUAUUAUCACUACCGCCACCUCAUCCCGAAACCUUGGUGUGCCACCUGGCUUUUUUUCCCACAUCCUCAUUGAUGAGGCUGCUCAGAUGUUAGAGUGUGAAGCCAUAAUGCCACUGGCUUAUGCGACCCAAGACACACGCAUUGCCUUGGCUGGGGACCACAUGCAAAGCACCUCCAAACUCUUCAGUGUGGGGAACAGGAAGUCUGCUGACCAUUCACUAUUUAAUCGGCUGUUCCAGUACUACCAGCGGGAGACUCACCAAUUGGCUUCCCAGUGCAGGAUCAUCUUCCAUGAAAACUACCGUACCACCAAAGCCAUCAUUUCCUUUGUGUUUCACAAUUUUUAUGGGACCAACAAAAUCCCUGUUGAGGAUAGUGGAAUCCCUGAACAUCCCUGGCAGUACCCACUUUUGUUGUGCUAUGUGUCUGGUACUCCUGAGAAAGAUAGCUCAAUGACAUCAUGGUUAAACAAUGCUGAAAUAGUGGAGGUCAUUAAGAGGGUGCAGGAAUUCUAUCAAGGAUGGGUCUACCAAUGGGGCAGCCCUGAUCAGAAGCAAAUUUGUGUUGUGUCUCAUGGUUCUCAGGUAAAAAAACUGAAGGAGGAACUGAGGAAGAAGCAACUGGGAGAAGUGGUAGUAGAGAAUUUUGAAAAUGUGUCAGGUCGUGAGUUCCGAGUAGUCAUCAUCAGCACUGUACAUACCCAGGACAGCCUGCUCAGCAACUCAGCCACCCACUUGGAAUUUUUCAAUGAGCCCCAACUACUUAACACAGUGAUGACCAGGGCCCAAUCACAGCUGGUUGUCGUAGGUGAUCUCAGAGCUCUAUGUGCCUUUGGACACUGCAGAGAGAUAUGGAAGAACUUUAUUCAAAAGACAUUUGAGCAAGGCAAUGUGCUUCCUUCAUUCCUCAAAAUGAAAGACAUGGAACAAAGUUCCUUGCUGCGAUUGACCUGGAUAAACAGACUGAACCCUGGGGCUGCAGUCAGGGAGGACUUCUUAGAGAAGGAGGAUAAUCACAAUGUCAUUACUUCCCAGAUGUCUGACACUGAACUCAGUGGUGAUGACCCUCUGUUGCAGGAGUUGCUGGAUGAAGGAAAAAAAUGUGGCAGAAAGAGUAUCUGAGAAAUAGUGGGAUUGGCUACUGAUUUGAUAUUCCAUGACCUAUCUUCCCUCCAUUAUAAUAGUAUUUAAGCUUUCUUGUCCCAGUGUUGUAGACAUACCUACACCGAGCCCAAGAUAGAACCUAGAAUAGCUGUGCACUGAUUAAGUAGGCCUUACAUGUUGCCAGAAAUAUAGCUUAAAGGUUUAGAUAAUGGCAGGGAAUUUACCUCUUUGUAAAUCUUGGGACAAAACACAUAUAGUAUGUUAAAUGUUGUUGCUAGGUUACAACAUACUCAGACUUAUGUUCAAUGGUCACUAAAUAUUACUCUCAUACCCUGGCAUAGGCAACUUUGCUGGCCUUGAUUUGUCCAAUGCAACUGCCACGAUAGCCACUUGGGAUAAACUUUAACUGAUCAUCUCUGCCACAUGAACCUUCAACAACUGGAAGUGUCCAUGUGUACAAAUCCUGCUUAAUUAAGAGUUGGAUAGGGGCAUCUAGGUGGCACAGUGGAUAAAGCACUGGCCCUGGAUUCAGGAAGACCUGAGUUCAAAUCCAGCCUCAGACACUUGACACUUACUAGCUAUUUGACCCUGGGCAAGUCGCUUAACCCUCAUUGCCCCUCAAAAAAAAAAAAAAAAGAGUUGGAUGUGCAUAAUCAAUGGUUUUCCCUGGCCUCAGAACACCUAUUCGGAUUGUACUGAUGAUAUCUAAAAUCAUGAAUAUGCUGGAACUGUGUACAAGAGAUAGGUUUGCAAUAAAAUGUAAACUGUAAAUAUA